CGUCUCGACCCUGUUGAUCUCUUUUCUCACUAGAUAACUACGGUAUUUUCCAAUAACUGUGAGUAAGGAUAUGGUGUCAUCGCCUACGCGGUAGGACUUGAUGCCCUCCGACUAUGGACUUUACCUACGGUUAGCAUACGAAGUAUUAAACUCCUAUCGACGAAGCCCGGCCUGGUCGCCGAAAUUGUCGGGCAAUGGAUGAGAGGGCUGGAUUUGAGAAUGAUAGUACGACAAGUACUGAUGAGGCGCCGGAAUACACGCCGUCUGGAAAUGUGUCAGGCUCUCGAACCAAAGUCAAGGCUAAGCGGAAUGAUGACGGCCACGCAGCCAAACGCCGAUGCGUGAGCUCCGCAUGUAUUGCCUGCCGUCGAAGAAAGUCAAAGUGCGACGGAAAUCUUCCUAGUUGUGCCGCCUGUUCAUCCGUGUACCAUACCCCAUGUAUAUACGAUCCGAACUCCGAUCAUCGUAGGAAAGGCGUCUAUAAGAAAGAUAUCGAUAACCUUCGAACCAGAAACACAACCUUGCAAACCCUCAUACAUGCGAUCUUGAAUUAUGAUGAAGACAGUGCAUUUGAACUGGUUCGCCAAAUCCGCUUAUGCGAUAGCUUGGAGGAUGUAGCAGAUGCUAUUAUGAAUCGAGAGCAAGGAAUAUCCACGCCGCCCGUGUCGGCCCAACGCGAACAACCAGUAGUCGAAGACCACACGGCAACAGACCAGUUCGAAUCAGAGCUCGCAGGGAAAAUGAGUGAGUUGGUGCUUGAUGGUUCUGUCAAAUUCAUCGGUGGCACGUCCAACCUGCUAUUCCUACCGCCGGAUUUACAACUGGAUGAGGAGAGUUCAUCUCGCAAUGAUUUGGUGAACACAAAGCAAGGAUCGAGAUUUUCAGUCGCUCAGUGGACGAGGGUCACGGAUGAUGAAGCAUUGGUGAAGCAUUUGAUGAACAUGUACUUCACUUGGCAUUAUGCUUAUUUCACCACGUUGUCUAAAAACCUUUUUUAUCGAGACUUUCGACGUGGCCAACCCAGCGCGUACUGCUCAUCCUUCUUGGUGAAUACGAUGCUCGCGCUAGGUUGUCACUUCAGCUCGUGGCCCGGCGCAUACGAACACCCAGAAGAUUCUGCGACAGCUGGUGACCAUUUCUUCAGAGAAGCGAAACGGUUGCUGUUGGAGCACGAUGAACAUGAAAAGGCUAAACUCUGCACUGUACAAGCGCUAGCAUUGAUGUCUGUUCGAGAGGCGGGCUGUGGCCGGGAAGGCAAAGGCUGGGUUUACAGUGGCAUGAGUUUUCGCAUGGCCUAUGAUUUAGGGCUCAAUUUUGGUUCCACAAAUCUAGGCUCGAGUAAGUUGAUGGAGGAAGAUAUUGAUGCUCGAAGAAUCACUUUCUGGGGUUGCUAUCUAUUCGACAAAUGCUGGUCAAAUUAUCUGGGCCGCCAACCACAAUUAUCACUUGCCGAUGCAACAGUCCCCAAGUUUGAAGUUUAUCCUGCUGAGGAGGCGGCACCGUGGGUCCCCUAUACGGAUAACGGCAUUGGGCGAGAGCGUCCACAGCCUGCGCGGACUCGUGCAGUAGCCUUGCAAAUUUCAAAACUCUGCGAGAUCAGUAACGAUCUUUUGGCGUUCUUCUACCAUCCUAUGCCUACGGAAAAACAACCUUCGCGGCAAGCCGAACUCUCAAAACUCAGCGAUCUCCAUACUCGACUUGAGGCUUGGAAGAAGGGGUUGCCCGCUGAAAUGGAGCCCAAAGACGGUCAACUACCACCCGUCUUACUCAUGCAUAUGUUCUAUCAACUUCUGUUCAUCCAUCUAUACCGCCCUUUCCUCAAAUAUACCAAGUCAACAUCACCCCUACCGCAACACGUCUCACCACGAAGAUUAUGCUCACAAGCUGCGGCUGCCAUAUCCAAAUUGCUUCGAAUCUACAAAAAGUCCUAUGGUUUGCGCCAAAUUUGUAAUAUUGCAGUAUACAUUGUUCAUUCGGCUUGCACAAUUCAUCUCCUAAACCUACCAGACCGAAACGCUAGACGGGAUCUUAUUCACGGUGUUCGGAACCUGGAAGAAAUAGGCGAAGGCUGGCUUUGCGCUCGACGUACUCUAAGGAUUCUGGAUCUAUCUGCUGUUAAAUGGCAUAUCGAGAUACCCAAUGAGGUUACUGCGGUCUUUGAUCGAACGCGUGUUAAAUGGGGUUCUUGGGGCACCUGGGAUCAAGUAACUUCACCUAGUGUUUCCGAAACGUCACCAAUGUCGGCUACCGCUACUAUGAGCGUACCUGUUACUCACAAAAAGCACGACAAUCUCUACACUUCAUCAACUACUCUUCCGCAACAGCAACCAGCGUUGUCACAUUCGAAUUGCGGAACAACAUAUGCGACAAUGCCCACAAUACAGCAUCCAAUGGCCGCAAAUAUACCACCUACUCGUUAUCCAGACCAACUCAAAACCCUUCCAUUCGAAAACUACCCUCCGGUCUCGAAUCAGACAUCGCCCCCCCCUAGUAACAUGACCCACCUUCACCCAAGCCACAGCAUGGCUUACACCCAACCCAAUGGCAUAUAUCAAACUCAUCAACCACAGGAUAUAAUGACCAUGAAUAAUCAGGAUAUCUCCUGCAACAAUUCCAACAGCAGCAACAGUCCAGUGGCAGUUAGUGGUACGCCACCAAUGCCCGUCUUCAACGGAAUCACCGACAAUCUGAUCGAGGAAAGUCAGGAUUGGUGGAUGCGUGACCAGAGCGCAUUAGCGUUGGGAUUAGAGAAUUGGGGUGAAGGAUGGGCGGGAAAUCAGUUCAUGAAUCUGAAUAUUCCGGCUGGGUCACCUUCUACGCCUCAUGUAUCUCGUUCUGUGCAUCAGAAUCAGCAUCAUCUGUCUCUACAUCCGGACGGCCGUACUACAAUCGUGGAUAUGCAGCCUCACGUCACUGGCAGCGAAACACUAGGCAAUCUGCACAACAUGCCCCGAGACGGGAUGAAACAUGCUUACGGCUAUACAAACAUGCCUCCUCCGAAUUAUCAGUGAAUGACUAAUAUAUGCCUCUCAGAUGACCAUUGAUGAAGUCUAGAUUUAUUUCUAUUUAUGAUUAUCAAAAGCACUUUAGGACAUACCUACUUCUCGAUUUUUUGUAUAGAUGGAGUCAAGUGGGAAAUUAGAUAUGGGAGGCUUUACCAUGUUAAUAUGUUAUGUAUGUAGCGUCUGUUUGUUUAGGUU
Molecule: messenger RNA, 3200 nt
Organism: Talaromyces stipitatus ATCC 10500
Lineage: Eukaryota; Fungi; Ascomycota; Eurotiomycetes; Eurotiales; Trichocomaceae
Product: C6 transcription factor (NirA), putative
Exons: 5
Coding region: 195-3011 (938 amino acids)
Biological process (GO): DNA-templated transcription; regulation of DNA-templated transcription
Molecular function (GO): zinc ion binding; DNA binding; DNA-binding transcription factor activity, RNA polymerase II-specific
Source: RefSeq, a predicted model, not a curated record